Messenger RNA from Pecten maximus, 4029 nucleotides. RefSeq names its product H/ACA ribonucleoprotein complex subunit DKC1-like. NCBI's taxonomy places the organism in Eukaryota, Metazoa, Mollusca, Bivalvia, Pectinida, Pectinidae. Bases 37 to 1563 code for a protein of 508 amino acids. The record is from RefSeq and is a predicted model, not a curated record. Gene Ontology annotation, molecular function: RNA binding; pseudouridine synthase activity. The transcript is spliced from 14 exons. Gene Ontology annotation, cellular component: box H/ACA snoRNP complex. Gene Ontology annotation, biological process: snRNA pseudouridine synthesis; mRNA pseudouridine synthesis; box H/ACA sno(s)RNA 3'-end processing.
AAAAGGUAUUUAAAUUCACACGUGUUUUCAAGAAAAAUGGCGGACAACGAUAAAAAGAAAAAGAAAUCGCAGAGUUUGGCUGAUGUGCAGCACUCCGAAAGCUUCCUGCUGCAGCCAUCAGCAAAAGUUGACAAGUUAGACUCCUCACAAUGGCCACUACUGUUGAAGAAUGUCGACAAGCUCAAUGUGAGGACAGCCCAUUACACACCUAUUCCAACAGGGUGCUCUCCCCUGAAGAGACCAAUCGAUGAUUAUGUUAGGAGUGGAUUUUUCAAUUUGGAUAAACCAGCUAACCCUUCAUCACAUGAGGUUGUGGCUUGGAUCAAACGUAUUCUUCGAGUAGAGAAAACCGGACACAGCGGGACACUUGAUCCAAAAGUAACAGGCUGUCUUAUUGUCUGCAUACAAAGAGCCACACGAUUGGUCAAGUCUCAACAGGGAGCUGGGAAGGAAUAUGUGUGUAUUUUCCGCCUUCACAGUCCUGUGGCGGACGAGCGGUUAGUCUGUCAGAAACUGGAGAUGCUGACAGGAGCUUUGUUCCAAAGACCUCCAUUGAUAUCAGCUGUCAAGAGACAGUUGAGGAUAAGAACAGUUUACGAGUGUAACAUGCUGGAGUAUGACAAAGAGAAAGGCAUGGGUAUUUUCUGGGUAAGCUGUGAGGCCGGCACAUACAUUAGAACCAUGUGUGUCCACCUUGGACUUUUCCUUGGGGUCGGAGGUCAGAUGCAGGAGCUCCGGCGUGUGCGGUCAGGCAUUCAGUCAGAAAAGGAGGGAUUAGUGACCAUGCACGACGUCCUGGACGCCCAGUGGAUGUACGAUAACCACAAGGAUGAAACUUAUCUACGCCGUAUCAUCAAACCGCUGGAGGCUCUCCUCACCUCCCAUAAACGCAUCAUAAUGAAGGACACAGCUGUCAAUGCUGUGUGUUAUGGGGCGAAGAUUAUGUUGCCAGGAGUACUCCGAUAUGAGGACGGCAUCGAAAUCAAUGAUGAGAUCGUGAUCAUUACAACCAAGGGCGAGGCUGUUGCUCUGGCAAUUGCUCAGAUGACAACUGCUGUGAUGUCGACUUGUGACCAUGGUAUUGUGGCUAAAAUUAAACGUGUUAUUAUGGAGAGGGACACUUAUCCAAGGAAGUGGAAGCUCGGACCUGUAUCAAGUAAGAAACAGAAAAUGAAGGCAGAAGGCUUGCUAGACAAACAUGGAAAACCAAACGAAAAGACUCCUAAAGGCUGGAUCAGUUCUUACCAUGAUUACAGUACUAUGAAGAAAGAGAAACCAGAUGGUGCAGGUGACGCUACCCCGUCGACACCUGUUCAGUCAAACAAGAGAAAGCUGGACACUAGCAGCUCGGAUGAGAGUGAACCUCCCACCCCAAAAACACCAGCAACACCUUCCCCCGAAACACCUAACUCGAAAGACAAGAAGAAGAAGAAAAAGAAGAAGAAGGAACAGGAUGAAGACGACGAAACCCCAGCAGAAACAUCAAUGACAGAGGCAUCAUCAGAGAAAAAGAAAAAGAAGAAAAAGAAACACAAGAAAAUGAAAGAAGAUGAUAGUGACUGAGAGGUUUUGAAUUGUUGAUGGAUGAAUGUGGUGAAUUUGUUGAAGGAAUGAGAGAUAUCGACCAUGUGUAAAUAGUUCCUGCAUCUUGUGACUGCUGACUACAGUAUAUACACAUUGUCUCCAGCUACAGAUACAUCAGCCUGUGUAGAAAGUGACAUACUUUUAAUACCAAGCCCUAGAAGUUUCCCGACAAUGUAGAGGAGUGAUGAUUGUGUUGAGCACACGAGUCCAGGUACAAAGAGGAAACACAAACUGGAGCAUUUAGUACAGCUCUGAAAAGUAUAAAAGACAGACAUAUCACUUUGUGUAGAAAAAUGUCUCAGACUGCAAGUUAAACUGAUGUUUUAAAGAAAUUAAGCAAAUGAAAUGUGUUAUGAAGUAAUUAUAAAAAAAGCACAAUACUUUAACACAGUGCUUUCUGACAGUAGACCCUUGAGGAUAUGUUUUUAGCUUCACAAAAAUGAGUUCAGAGUUUUGGUUUUGAAAGGACAUGUUUAUUUGGCAUAUGUUAUAACUUGAAAAUCAGAAGUUACGAAAACCUUAAGGGUCAACUGGAAUCCUUACUUACAUUUACGUUAUCAUAUAUUAAGUUAAGAUUUAUUUACUAGUCUUCUACUCGUAGAAUUUCAAUUGGAAUCAGAGAAUUUUUUUUAAUACUUAAAUUUAACAUUGUGUAACUCAUUGUUUUGAGCAUUACAGUUAAAAAGGACCACACUAAAAAAAAGCGGAUGCUUCUGAAUCUGUGUGUUGUUGAUACUUGUUACCAUGGCAGUGCCUAAUCUUGUUACUGUAAGAUAUAUAUCUGUUUGAGUGAGUUACCCAAAUGUGUACCCUCUAAAUAGAGUACUUUUCUCCUAAUUUGAUAAUUUCUGUUUAAUAUGUGAGGUAUUGCUGUAGAUACUAUAGUUAAGUCUGUAAUUAAAAGUAUAGCAGUCACCACACCGUUACCUGUACAUUUCCUUUUGACAACCAGGAAGGGUUAUGACAACUGAUGUCGUGUAGCCUAACUAUAAUGUUGUAAUUGUGUGACUAGUGAUCUACUGAUCUUCCUGGUGCAAUUAAUGAUGUGUUCAAAACUACUGUUAUUAUGUUGUUUUUCACUCUGACUGUUACGCACGGGAUUAAAACGUUCUUACGACCCAGAAUGAAAAAUUUACCCCAGUUUCUGAUCCCUAGAUCACUUCCUAUUGUAAUCGGUAGUAAGGGUAUCGGGAUUGGAUACUGCGGCUAAUCUUUCCUUCUGGACCCAGAAUGGGAUGAAGGGUUCGGACCCUGGGGUUAAUUUUCCAUUCUGUCGAGCCAUUGUGUAUUGUUAUGCUGUGUAAGUAGAUGGAGAAUCAAAGUAUACAUGUUUCUAUUGGUCCAUGUAACAAAGUAAUCCAAUGUUCAAAUUUCUAAAUUUGGAAAUAAGAAUCUCUUAACUUAGAGGAUGACAAGAAAACAUUUACGCAAACAAAAAAUUAUAUGGCAGCAUUUCAUUAAUUUCUUAAACUGAACAAGAUUUUCUCAGCAUUUUGUAGAUGUUUUCAUUGAUUUUUUUUUUUGUAUUGCUCACAAGGUCUGUGAAUGGCGAGUGAUUACGUCAGUGUUAUGUUAUCACGGCAGACACGCAUUUAAAUCGGUAAGAUUGCUGUUUUAUUUUGUCAUUGUCUCAUGAAGUCACAAUCCUAUUCAGCCAUUUCAAAAGAUUUUUACCAUAUCAUGGAGUACUGCAUUUACGAUGUUGUGAAAAAACACAGACAUGACAAUGACCAGGUCAGUGUUAUUUUUCUGUAUAAAACCUUGUAAAGUGAUUGGUUGUAGAGUAGGGAUAUCUGGAUUUGCAGGGAACGAGUUGUGCUACCUAACAUACCAGCCACUGCUGUCUAUAGAGGUUAAAUGUAUUCUCCUACACUUGCACGUAUCAUUGAAAAAACUUUGUAGGAUAACUAUGAUGUACAAAGUGUUUGCUAUAUAAGUAGGUUGAAGUCAUUGUUUAUAUAAAUCGCUUAUUUGUUUUUAGUACAGAUGUAUUUUCUAUUAUUGUUUGUGAAUGAUAUCAUUCAUGAAAGUUGAGUGUGUUUUAUUUUUAACCAAUCCUAUGUAUUUUUGGUCCUGAUCGGAAAAUCUGUGCUGAAAUAUAAAUGUUAUGUUGAUUUAAGUCAUCAAUUUUAGAACGACCAUGGUCAAGGAAGGCUGUGUAGGAAAAUAUAAAGUGGAGUCUCUGUCGUAUUGGCUGGUUAUAUUGAGGUCCCUUAGAGUUGGUUACAGUAGAUUUACUGCCAACUCAGUAUAUACAAGGGAGGUAAAUCAUACUGGGUAAGAGACACUAAUAAUUAAAUAUUAUCUUAAAGCUGGUGAAACUGCAACACUUUGUUGCUUGAAAUGCCUUCACCCAGUAACCAUUGUUAGUUGUUAAAAAUGACCAUUUCUAUGGUCAGGUUGGAUUUCACAAAAUUUAUUUCAAAUAAAUCAAUUAUCAUAUGU